AUGUAUCGGCAAAACGCAAAGAAAUCGAGCAGUUCGGAGAUACAAUACUCUUUUGCCAUAUUUCUAAUACAGGCGGCUCAAGAGGCCGGUCUAAAUGUAGAAGAGGAUACGCCGCGAAAAGCUAGUCCGAAGCCUGGUCGUAAUAGCCCUUAUAUUGAAAGCGAACCAGCCACUCCACAAAACCUACUGCGCGAAGCCAAGAGCAUUCUACAAAAACUAGCCGAUCGAGGGUAUCCAUUUGCACAAUAUUAUUUAGCUGAUGGUUAUUCUUCUGGGCUUUUUAACAAAGGGAAACCAGAUCACAAUACAGCCUUUUCUCUAUUCGUUUCGGCAAGCAAGCACGGCCAUGCUGAGUCUGGCUACCGUGCCGCGCUGUGUUAUGAAUUCGGAUGGGGCUGUAGAGCUGACGCUGCUAAAGCAGUCCAAUUUUAUCGAGCAGCGGCAGCUAAAAAUCACCCAGGUGCAAUGACUCGUCUUGGUCGAGCCUGUCUCUCUGGGGACCUCGGCUUUGACAGAUACAAGGAGGGGCUUAAAUGGCUGAAACGAGCUACUGAAUCAGCAGAUGCUCAGUACAAUUCAGCACCAUAUCAUCUUGGAGUAUUAUACGAGAAUGGCUAUGGAGAAGAUCUUUUCAAAGAUGAAGCAUAUGCAGCUGAGCUGUUUACUCAAGCAGCAGAAUUGGGAAACGCCGACGCUUCUUUCAAACUAGGUGAGGCAUACGAACAUGGAAAACUUUCAUGUCCACGCGAUCCAGCCUUAAGCGUGCAUUUCUACAAUGGAUCUGCAGAGGCUGGUAAUCCCGAGGCUAUGAUGGCAUUGUGUGCCUGGUAUCUCAUCGGUGCGGAGCCCGUACUCGAGAAAGACGAGAAUGAGGCAUACGAGUGGGCACGGCGAGCUGCUGAGACGAAUCUUACCAAGGCAGUGUAUGCUGUAGGAUAUUUCACCGAGAUGGGCAUUGGUUGCCGACGCGAUCCGUUGGAAGCUAAUGUUUGGUAUGUGAAAGCAGCCGAAUGUGGCGAUGAGCGCGCGAAACACCGACUUGCCAAAAUUCGGGUAGCAGCAUCAGGAGGCACGCCGAUGGAAGUCGCGCCACCCAGAAAUGGAGCCAAGAUUAAAAAGAGUGCUUCGACGGUUGACAAGCCAGGGAAAGAUGAAAAAGAAUGUGUGAUAAUGUGA
This is a messenger RNA of Sclerotinia sclerotiorum 1980 UF-70, 1176 nucleotides long. RefSeq lists its product as hypothetical. The transcript has 2 exons. Gene Ontology annotation, molecular function: protein binding. The coding region runs from base 1 to 1176 and encodes 391 amino acids. The record is from RefSeq and is a predicted model, not a curated record. Lineage: Eukaryota; Fungi; Ascomycota; Leotiomycetes; Helotiales; Sclerotiniaceae.